ACUAAACAAAUGCUACCAGUAGCGUAUAUUUUGGGUGUUUUGCGUUUGAUAAGCACUCAAACAAUAGAAAAUAAUUUAAAUGCAGCUGACGACGUUCUACCAACCGAUAUCACAAAUGCUGUUCCAACGACGGUUUACCAAUCAGAUCAACCUUCAAAUGGUCAAGCUUUUUGCAACUCCAUACUUUGUCGUUUACCAACGUGCAGGUGCACUGGAACAGAUAUUCCAGGUGGUUUGUUUAAAAAUAACACGCCCCAAGUUAUCUUGUUAACCUUUGGUGACAGUGUUACAUCGCAAAACGUUCAGCUUUACAAAGAUUUGCUUGAAGGAGUUACCAAUUUUAAUGGGUGUCCAAUUAAAGCCACGUUUUUUGUUUCUGGAGAUAACGCCAACUACACCUUAGUAAAAACGCUUUACGAAAGCGGACAUGAACUUGCCGAUCACUCAGUAUCUCAAAGGGUUCCUCCAGAGUGGUGGAGCGCAAAUGCAACUGUUACAGAACUCGAAUCCGAAAUUGUUGGCCAACAGAAAGCAAUACAGUCAGAAGUGGGUGUGAUUACCAAAGGCUGGCGUAACCCAUAUCUCGAAAGCACGGAAACUACGUUUAGAAUUUUAGCAGAUAACGGAUUUUUGUACGACAGCUCGUUGGUUACAUUUCCUGGAGUAAGAUGGUGGCCGUAUACUUUUGACUACUUGCCCUCUUUAAAUUGUUAUUUGAAAAACUGUCCAACAAAUUUCUACCCAGGUUUGUGGGAGGUUCCGAUUGUCACUUGGCAAUGUGAUGCGUCAGGGGCAAAAUUUGGCUCAACUAUGAGUGAUUGUGUUAACUUAGACGAUGAAGAAAGCGUCUAUCAAAUGAUCAUGACUAACUUUAAGCUUCACUAUGAUGACAACAAGCAACCGUUUUCCAUGUUUACAGAUUCAAUAUGGUUUGAUAACAAACCGUCGAGAAAAAGCGCCGUUAUACGAUUUAUAAACGAUGUACGAAAGCUAAAUGACGUAUUUUUUGUAACAAUUCAAGAUCUUCUACUUUGGAUGCAGUCACCAAUUGGUCUUGAAAAUUUUCCAUUUUCGUGUAACCGAUAACAAGUUUUGGAUAUGUCAAAAGCUCUGGAUAUGUCAAAAGCAUUUUAGAUGCAUCCUUUAUAAUAAAAGUUAAUGGCUAUUUAUUCAAAAAAUGUUAUGCUAUGAUACUUUGAAAUAUGUAUUGUUAAGUGAAAAAGUUUAACUUUCCAGUUGAUUAGUAUAUAACUGGUUUGUUAUUGUUUAG
Hydra vulgaris (swiftwater hydra) is the source of this 1270-nucleotide messenger RNA. Its product is annotated as chitin deacetylase 8-like. Gene Ontology annotation, molecular function: hydrolase activity, acting on carbon-nitrogen (but not peptide) bonds. NCBI's taxonomy places the organism in Eukaryota, Metazoa, Cnidaria, Hydrozoa, Anthoathecata, Hydridae. Gene Ontology annotation, biological process: carbohydrate metabolic process. The record is from RefSeq and is a predicted model, not a curated record.